AUAGUGACAGCUUGGGGUCAGGAUAAUAAACUACUAAGCACAGAAGUCCACUGAGUCGACUUUGACAUAUAACUUAACUCUGUUCAUCAUUCCUUAUUAAACACUCUGAGCUGUAAAUUACUUUCUUUAGCACUAACUACCUGAGGUAACUUUGGAAAUGAAUGGGCCAGUGGAUGGUUUAUGUGACCACAGCCUCAGUUAUGAAGGAGUCUUUAUGUUCACUUCUGAAUCUGUAGGGGAGGGACAUCCUGAUAAGAUAUGUGAUCAGAUUAGUGAUGCGGUAUUGGAUGCCCAUCUUAAACAAGAUCCAAAUGCUAAGGUUGCCUGUGAGACUGUGUGUAAGACAGGAAUGGUGUUGCUUUGUGGUGAGAUUACUUCCCUAGCAGUUGUGGACUAUCAAAAAGUAGUGCGAGAUGUUAUUAAAGAGAUUGGUUAUGAUGACUCAGCAAAAGGCUUUGAUUACAAGACCUGUAAUGUCCUGGUGGCAUUAGAGCAGCAGUCCCCAGACAUUGCACAGGGGGUACAUUUAGAUCGACAUGAACUGGACAUCGGUGCAGGUGAUCAGGGUCUGAUGUUUGGUUAUGCUACUGACGAGACUGAGGAGGCCAUGCCACUGACCAUUAUCCUUGCUCACAGACUCAAUGCAAAGCUAGCAGAAUUGAGACGGAAUGGCGUUCUUCCAUGGCUCCGGCCUGACUCCAAGACUCAGGUAACAGUCCAGUAUAUCCAAGACCAAGGAGCAGUCAUUCCUGUACGUGUGCAUACCAUUGUGAUUUCAGUCCAGCAUGAUGAAGAUGUCACAUUGGAAGUGAUGCAGAAAGCUCUUUUGGAAGAAGUGGUAAAGUCAGUGGUUCCUGCCAAGUAUCUGGAUGAGAAAACCAUCUAUCACCUGCAGCCAAGUGGGCGCUUUGUCAUAGGUGGUCCUCAGGGUGAUGCAGGUGUUACUGGCAGAAAGAUCAUUGUGGACACAUAUGGUGGAUGGGGUGCACAUGGUGGUGGCGCUUUCUCUGGGAAGGACUACACAAAGGUUGAUCGAUCUGCUGCAUAUGCUGCUCGUUGGGUUGCAAAAUCUUUGGUUGCUGCAAAACUAUGUCGACGUGUUCUAGUCCAGGUGUCCUAUGCAAUCGGUGUAGCGCAUCCUCUCUCCAUUUCCCUGUUCACCUAUGGGUCAUCUGACAGAAGUGAAAAAGAGCUUCUUGACAUUAUAGAGAAAAAUUUUGAUCUCCGACCUGGAGCAAUUGUGCAAGAUCUUGAUUUGAAGAGGCCAAUCUACAGAAGUACGGCAUGUUAUGGCCACUUUGGAAGGAAGGAGUUUCCCUGGGAGGUGCCAAAGCAGCUUGUGUUUUGAAUAUGUGAUGCCAGUAAUCUCUAACCAGACAGUGCCAUUACGUUCACUUCACCCAGUCAGGUUUCCUCAGGUUUCUACUUGGAGAGUGAUGCCAAAUCAAAGUUGUUCAUUACUGUGCAUGGGGAGGAGCUUGUCAGAUAACCACAUGUGAAUGAGUGGAAACAGCAAUAAAAUAUACUGUUUGAAAAUCUGAUUUACACAGUAACACAUGUUUACAGUCAUCUCCUCAUAUGGAGUAGAAUUAGUUUUUAGUAGCUAAGAGGUGCAUACUUACAACCCAUAUUUAAGGUUCAUUUUUAGUUAUUUGCAUUAUCCAGUUUUUGGUAUUAUUAAUCAUGCAAACUUUAAAUAUUCAGCACUUUAAUGAACCUGAUAAUAUUAUCCUUGUCUGCCUUGUAUGAGUAACAAGUGCCUGUCAGCAGUUGGAUUUUUGUAAUAGCUUUAGAAUAAAGCUAUCUUUUUAAAAUAUCUUUAGAAAACGUUUCCCCUCAUGCGGGACACCACACUUUAACAAAGAGUGAUUGUACAGCCUGUGGAAUAUAAGAAAAUGUUACAAAAACUCUAUACUGUAAUAGCAGUUCCCAUUUGAUGAACUGCAUCUCAUGUUAGCUUAUCUUUAUGCAUACUUGUGAAAUUAGUACCUUUUCUGUUUAUCCGUUUUAUUGUACAGAGGCAUGCCAUUUUAAUUCUAAGUUAUGAAACUGUCAGAACAUUAGUAGUGUACAGAUACAUUUUCAGGCUGUCCAGUAUAUGCAUCUCUAAAUCUUUUUAUGUUUUAUAUCAGGAAAAACAUCUAGCCAAAUACCUCAUUAAGCUCCUAAUGUGAAUUCUUCUGAAUAAGGAAAUAAUGAGCUAAUACCUUUUUUCUUCGGAGUUCACUGCUUUGGCAAAACAUUAGUCACAACAGUAACGUUUCUGGGACCAAGCUGCCUAGUAUUUUAACCUAUGGCUGAAGUAACUGCGGUACAUGCAUAUUUUCCCACGGUUAUUUUGCAGUAUUGUUUGGUGAACUGAUCACAGAAGAUGGACUGGUCAAUCUAAUCAUCUGUUUCUAAUAAUUUGGAUACUAUGAGUAAAGUGGUCAGGAGCUUCUUUUUUUAGGUUUGCCUUUUACUUUAUAAGUUUUCAUUCACAAUGUGAUGUACUACAGAGUUUUGCAAAAUAAAAAGUCUAGCAGCUCUUUUUACUACAAUGUCGCAAUAGAGUAGACAUCCUUUUCAGUGGUAUAUUCAGUUAAAUUAAAUUGUUUAGCAGUUAGAGUAUAAGCCAUGCUUGAACAAUAAAGGGUUAUGUGUG
Molecule: messenger RNA, 2644 nt
Organism: Protopterus annectens (West African lungfish)
Lineage: Eukaryota; Metazoa; Chordata; Ceratodontiformes; Protopteridae
Product: S-adenosylmethionine synthase
Exons: 9
Coding region: 158-1348 (396 amino acids)
Biological process (GO): S-adenosylmethionine biosynthetic process
Cellular component (GO): cytosol
Molecular function (GO): ATP binding; methionine adenosyltransferase activity
Source: RefSeq, a predicted model, not a curated record